Molecule: messenger RNA, 2890 nt
Organism: Micropterus salmoides (largemouth bass)
Lineage: Eukaryota; Metazoa; Chordata; Actinopteri; Centrarchiformes; Centrarchidae
Product: synembryn-A
Exons: 14
Coding region: 141-2195 (684 amino acids)
Biological process (GO): G protein-coupled receptor signaling pathway
Cellular component (GO): cytoplasm; plasma membrane
Molecular function (GO): guanyl-nucleotide exchange factor activity; G-protein alpha-subunit binding
Source: RefSeq, a predicted model, not a curated record
GGGGCUAGAGUAAAUCCAGGGCUUAGAGGGGGAGGAGGGGGGGCAGGAGGAGAAAAGGAUUACGCAGUCAUUGUUUUAUCAGAGAGAAGAAGAAGAAGCUGUCCGAAGUGUGUCUCCACUUCUUUAGAACGACGACAGGCAUGGUUCCAGAUGUGGAGAAAAUCAUUGAGAGCAUUAUCCAGGGAGACCAGGACACUGUCCAGCUCCUCCUGGACAACUACAACACCAAGUAUGCUGAGUGCUUCUUUUUCAACACUGAGGUGCAGGAGAGAAAAAAGCAACAACAACUGGAAGAGUUCAGGAAGAACAAAGUGAGAGACCACGCUCCCGACUCGGAUUCUGACAUUGACCCAGAUGAUGAUGAACCUGAUCUUCUUCUCCGACAGCGCCUGGCCACAGUCCUGCUGUGCUUCAUCAGUAGUCAGCUACAGCCAGCAGUGUUACGGGUUUGCCUGCAUACGCUGCGUAUCUUGUCCCGUGACCGACUGGCCCUAGGGCCCAUGGUCACUGACAGUGCCCUUUUCACCUUGGCACACCUGGGAGGCAUCAGCUUACUGCCGACAUGCCCACAGCAGGAGGAGGAGGAAAAAACGGAAGAUCUGUCAGCCAGAACACACAGCCAUAUCCACAGAAGAGCAGCGAGUGGCUGGGAGGCGGCUGCAGAUGCUGAUGCUACACCGUUAUCUGUAAGCUCUGUGCUUGCCUGCUGUGCUGCGGAGGUAGCUGGUGCUGCCACCACAAAUGGCUCAGUUCAGCACUACUGUAAGUGGACAGGUGAUGGAGGUCAUGUGGUGCUUGCCCGUGGGAAGAAGGACACCCGGGAAGAGGACAGUGAGGAGCAAGAGAAGGAGGAGGAUGGGGAGGUGUGUAGGAAGGAGGCCAUUAAAGUCUUGUGUAAUGUCAUCUACAACAGCCCCAGAGCACAGGAGAGGGCCAGCUCUCUAAGGCUUCUGCAAGGUCUGUGGGAGAGUCUGAAGCAGGGGAUCUGGAGCAGGGCACCGUCCAGCAGCCAGUUUUACAAGCUGAGACUGCUCUUCUUACUUACGGCUCUGAGGCCUGAGCUCAGGCUGCAGCUACAGCAGGAGCGUGGAGUGUCAGUGCUGACCAAAGCCCUCCAGCAGUGCCUGGCUGUGAGGUGGGGUGAGGGAUAUGAGGUACUUAGUGACAGCACAGCUCCACCCAUCUCCAAGGAGACGUCCCAGGAGGUCAUCGAAAUCCUCAAGACACUCUUCAACAUCGCUCACACGUUCCAGAGGCAGGAGCCAGAUGAGGAGGAUGCUGCUCUGUAUCGCCACCUAGCAGCUGUGCUGCGACACUGCCUGCUGCAGUCAUGUGAUGGAGAAGACACUUUGGAGGAACUCCAAGGACAUACAGUUAACAUCCUGUCUGCACUACCGCUGACGUGUCUGGACGUCCUGUUAUCUGUCCAUGUGGACCAGGCAUUACACAAGUGGGAGGGAGUCAACAUGGACUGUGUCCACACGUUGCUGCUGUUUAUGGACAGACGGCUGAACAGGGGUCAGAAGCUGAAGGAGAAACUAAUCCCUGUUCUGAAUCUGCUGACUGAGAGUUCUCGAGUACACAGGGAGACGCGUCACUACUUACGGCAACUGAUCUUACCUCCACUGAGAGACGUUGCCAUCCGACCUGAGCAGGACACCACACUGAGAGGCCAGCUGGUCCGCCUCAUGACACACGUUGACACAGAUGUGAAGCAUUGUGCUGCUGAGCUGCUCUUUGUGCUCUGCAAAGAAAACGUCAGACGCUUUGUCAAAUAUACGGGUUAUGGCAACGCUGCCGGGCUGCUUGCAGCUCGGGGACUGCUGAACGGUCGAAGGAAUUCAGGCGACAGCCAAUAUGCUCCCCGGUACUCCAGCGACUCAGACUCGGACACGGAGGAGUACCGGGAGGCCAAAUCCAGGAUUAACCUGGUGACUGGCCGGGUGGAGGCAGAGCAGCCUGACCCAAUGGAAGGCAUGACAGAGGAAGAGAAGGAGGAGGAGGCCCGUCGCCUCAUUGGCAUGAUCAAUAGGCUAUCACGAGACCAGAUAAUUCAGCCACUGGGUGUGACAGCAGAGGGGAGACUGGCUCCACUCUGGGGCCAAAUGAGAGACUGCACACUGGAGGAAGAGGAAGAUUCAGAGGAGGAUCUGGAUCUGUUGCCAGAGGGGAGGAAAGACAAACAGAUGGAAUAGAAUGAUGUAAAGAGCGAGCAGUAGACUUACAGGACAGAGACACAGGCAGUCUUAUUUCACCACUUGUUUGUAGUGCACUUCCUUUUUACUGCUAUAUUCAUACAGCAACAGUGAAACACUGUUAAAGCAGAUGCUGGAGGCAUAACCAUCCUACAUAAAGUUCAAUUGUUUCAAAUAAACAUGUAAAUUGUGAACGGAUGGUCUGUACUUGUAUAGACCCCCCAUCCACACACAUUCAUACACUGAUGGCAGAGGCUGCCAUGAAAGGUGCCAACUGCUCAUCAGAAACAGAAACUAUACACACACACACACUGAUUAGUGGGCGACCCAGUCUACCUCCUGAGCCACAGCCGCCCUGUUACUAGAGUAUGAGCGGCCGUCCUGCACUGUUUGAAGUGUGUGCAACAGAGGUUUAAAUUACUUUGAGCUUUGAAUUCACUGUGCACUGACCUUUGAGAGAUCAGUCAAUGACUGCAGCCUGCUACAAAUACUUGGAUGUGUUUAAGAGUAACAGGUAUAUGAGUGUAAAUGGGAAGGUUCAUGUUAUUUAUGGUAUUUCUAGAGCAAAACGGCUGAGCACCUUUGUAUUUGUUAAUGUCUCACUGAAUGUGAAUUAUCAAAAAUAAAAGAAGUUGUAAGCUUUUAGAAUUUUGUGUAAUGCAAAAACAAAUAAAAACUAAAUGUUUUCUACUUCA